AUGGCGGCGCAGGAGGGCGUCAGGACAGCCGCUGCUGCUGCUGCUGCCACCGCCGCGGCGGCGUGCCGCGAGCGCCGCUUCGUCGGCGUCCGGCAGCGGCCGUCGGGGCGGUGGGUCGCGGAGAUCAAGGACUCGGCGCAGCGCGUGCGCCUGUGGCUGGGCACGUUCGACACGGCCGAGGAGGCGGCGCGCGCCUAUGACGAGGCGGCCCGCGCGCUGCGCGGCGAGAGCACGCGCACCAACUUCGCGGACCGCGCCCGGCGGUGCGGCGGCGUGGGCGCGGGCAGGGCCAGGCUGAGCAAGAGCCUGCAGCACGUGAUGGCGCGCGCGGCCGCCGCGGGGCGGGCCACGGCGUGCGCUGGGCCGGGCGAGCAGUUCGCGCUCGCCGCGGUGUUCCGGCACUGGCAGCAGCCCUCCGCGCCGCAGCAGGCCGAGGCCGCCGCGGCCGCCACCAAGCACGCGGUGCAGCCGAGCUUCGUCGUGCCGAGGCGGACCGAGGCGCCGCCGUCGUCACCGGCGCUCGGAGCCGGAGAUCCCUGGGGCGACGCCGCCGAGGUGAUGAUGCGCGCCGAGGAGACGUCGUUCAGGGUGUCCUCGUCUGUGAUCGUGCCGCCCUCGUUCAGCGCGUCGUCGGAGUCGGAGUCGGAGUCCUUGGGCGUGGAGGAUUUCCUAGCUACGAGUUGA
Panicum virgatum (switchgrass) is the source of this 684-nucleotide messenger RNA. Its product is annotated as ethylene-responsive transcription factor RAP2-10-like. Gene Ontology annotation, molecular function: DNA-binding transcription factor activity; DNA binding. NCBI's taxonomy places the organism in Eukaryota, Viridiplantae, Streptophyta, Magnoliopsida, Poales, Poaceae. Gene Ontology annotation, biological process: regulation of DNA-templated transcription. Bases 1 to 684 code for a protein of 227 amino acids. The transcript has a single exon. The record is from RefSeq and is a predicted model, not a curated record.